AUGUCCAGCGUCGUGACUGGCAGCAUUAGUCCGCACAUCGCAGGCUGCGCCAGUGCUGCAACGGAGUUGCGGGUGUCCUGGAGCGACGGCACGCAGAGCCAAUACCCUUGGGACUGGCUUGAGCGGCAGAUGCGGCCCAAAAAAGUCGAGAGCUACCUGUGGAACAGAGGUUUGGGUCAGUUCCUCCCGGAGGUUCCGUACACAUCCCUCAGCACGCAGAUGGGGAAAGUGCAACUCUGCACCUAUCUUCAAAGAUAUGGGCUCGGGAUCAUCCGAGGCGUUCAUGUCGAGAAUGGCAUGGUUGCCAAGGUGGGGAACCAAAUCGGCCACGUUCGGGUUACAAACUACGGGUCUAUUUUUGACGUGAAGGACAAAGGUGCUCAGGCUACAAACCUUGCCUUUACCAGCCAGAGGAUCCGUGCCCACACAGACAACCCAUACAGGGACCCUUUCCCAGGCGUGCAGAUGCUACACUGCUUGCAGGGUGCGGAAUCUGGUGGCGCUACGCUCUUCAUUGAUGGGUUCCGGGUUGCUGAGGAGCUUCGUCGACAAGAUCCGCAAUCAUUCCAGCUGCUUUCGGAGACCCCACAUCCCUUUGAAUAUCGGGACCCUGAUGAGGGCGUUCUCCUGCGGGCGACAGCGCCCGUGAUCCAGCUGGGCCAGGGAGGCUCAGUUGAACGCAUCACGUUUAACAAUCGCUCGGCGGCAGCAUUGCCUGCAUCUUUCUCCAACUUUGAGGAGUACUACCGGGCGUGGGCAGCUUUUGAUGCCCUUGCCAACUUGGAUGACUUCACCGUGAAGCUUUUGAUGAGGCCAGGCGACCUGGCCAUUUGGCUGAAUGGCCGUGUCAUGCAUGGCCGAGAGGGCUACCGGCCUGGCGGCCCGCGCCACAUCCAGGGCGCUUAUCUGGAUCAGGAUGAGAUCCACUCCACGGUCAUGUCCGCUUUGGCCGAAGGUGUUGAUUUGAGUUCUUUUGACGUCCACCACCUUGCAACAGAUGUUUGCAUGGAGGUGUUGAAAUCCCUGCCCAAGAGAGCGAAGCAGAAUCCGCUAGCCGAAGCACUGAAACUGGCAACCGCGGCCCGUAUGUUGGAAGCACCGUCAGAGGUGGUCUUGGCUUGCUUGCUGCAUGCCACACACACCCCUUUUCCCAGCGAGAUUUGGGCCAGGGCUGCGGAGGCUCGCGGCCAGGUUCCGGACUUCAGAGAACUCAGAAAACCAGGUUCACCCUUGGUGAAGAUGGGCUUUUCCUCCAAGGUCGUGGACUUGACAGAGUACCUUGCAGAUGCCUUGCACUUCAAUGAGCUGCCAAGUCCUAAGAAGGAGGCGUUCAUGGCCCUCCCUGAGGCCGAGACGUUGCUGCAUUGCGCUCGCCAGUGCGAGGGCGAUGUGGCUUCUUUGGACUCUUUGGAUUCUUUGGACUCAUUCUGGGGUCUCGUUUACGAGCACUUGCAGGAGCAGUCCAAGUGA
Molecule: messenger RNA, 1470 nt
Organism: Symbiodinium natans
Lineage: Eukaryota; Dinophyceae; Suessiales; Symbiodiniaceae
Source: the annotation of a GenBank genome assembly